Molecule: messenger RNA, 1833 nt
Organism: Strongyloides ratti
Lineage: Eukaryota; Metazoa; Nematoda; Chromadorea; Rhabditida; Strongyloididae
Exons: 1
Coding region: 1-1833 (610 amino acids)
Source: RefSeq, a predicted model, not a curated record
AUGAGUGAAGAUAUGGAAUUAAUUGUUUAUGAUGCUUUAAAAGAAAGACCAAUAUGUAAUAAUGUUAUAAAACAUCUUGAUUCAAUAAAUGAUAUUAAAAAUUUUGAAAAAACAUGGCCGUAUGUUACAAAUUAUGUAUUACAAUACAGAUUAAGUAAAAAUGUUAUUCUUCAAACACCAUCAUAUUUUAUAAGAAUAAUACCAAAUACAAAUAAUUUUCAAAAAAUUAAAAAGAAAAGAAGAUAUUGUAUUAAAAAAAUGUCAUAUCGUAUGCCAUUUUUACCAAAAUAUUAUGCUAAAGGAAAAAAUUUAAGAAAAAAUAAAAUAAUAAGAUAUAAAAAUGAAUUAAAAAUAAAAAAUGCAUCGUUUAUUAUUAAAACUGCUCAUACUGGAAAAUCAUAUAUAUCAUUAGAUGAAGAAAUUAAAAAUAUUUGUCAAUUUAAAGGAUCAUCUGUAGAAAGUAUAUCAAGAAUAAGAACAAGAAUUGAAGGUUAUUUUAUAGAUAAUUUACCAGAUAAUGAUAUACAAUUUAUGGGUAAUAUUAUUGCUACAUAUUAUAAUAUAAUUUUUCGUAUGUUUCCAAAUGCAAAAAUAUUAUUUAUUGAAAAUUAUGAUCAUAUUGGAAAGAAAGGACUUAUAUAUUAUAUUAUCAAAAAUUUGAACAAUAAAAAUAUAAAAGAAUUAAAAAAUAUACAUUUACUUGAUCUUUUUUAUUUUCUAAAUCGUCAUCCUGAAUAUAAUGCUAAUAUUUUUUGUCAUUUACAAAAUUUAAAUGUUAUACAUUUUGAUUUAAGUUACUAUCAUUAUAAUGGAGAUAUUGUUAUAUUGGAUAAAGGUUUAACAAUGUUUGAUAAUAUAAGAAAAAUUAAUAAAUGUCAAGUUGCUAUUAAUGGAAAAUAUUCAUAUGGAUUUAUUAAUAAUGUAAAAUAUCUUAUGAUGUGGGCUAUUAUAACAGGAAUUUUGGUUAAAUUUCCACCAUUUACAAAUCCUACCUAUUUUUUUUGUACUAAUGUUAGAAAUUUUAGAAUUGUUGGAACAUGUUAUUUAACAGAAUUUACUAUUUAUUAUAGAAAUGAAUUUAAAUGUUUAGGAUUUAUUAAUGCAUUAAAAUAUAUGAUAAAUUUAGAAAGUUUAGAACUUUAUACAGACAAAAGUUUUAUUAUUAAAAAUCAAUUUGAUUUUGAUUGGUUUUUUGAAACACAUAUUAAAUAUAUUUAUGAUAAUAAUAUUAAAAGUUCAUUAUUAUCUAAAAAAAUUAAAACUAUUAUAUUAAGAUCUGAUUUAGAUAUUAGAAAUGAUGAUGUUAAUAUUUAUACACGUUCUGCUAUGUUAUUUUUAUAUGAUAGUUUUUAUAAUUAUAUUCCUGAAUCAACAAUUAGAUUUACAAUUGAUUAUCUAGUUACUUUUUCUAAUGAAAGAGCUAAAUUUAUUAGUACAAAAGCACCAAAUAUUAAAUAUUUAUCUUUAUCAAAAUGUAUUAUUCUUGAUGAAAAUUGUCUUGAAAAUUUUAAAAAAUUAGAAUACUUUUGCUACAAAGGAAAUUAUAUGAUUAAAAUUCAAAAAAAUUUAAGAAUGCUUAUUUAUUUCCCAAAAUAUCAAACAAAAAAAAAUAUUACUAAUUUUUCCAGCAAAACUGUACGCAAAUUUUUGACAAAAGAAAGUGCCAUAUUGUACCAUUAUUUUUCAACACAAUUUAGAAGUUAUGUUAAUGUUUAUAAUUCUAUUAACUGGAAUUAUUUUGUUUUUUUUAAUGAUAAAGAAGAAUACUCAAAACAUUUAGAUAUUAUUAAAUUAACAAAAUGUGAAACAAAAACAAAAUAUAGAGAACGAUAA